AUGCUCCUAAAAAAGUUCUUUCUCGGCGGACUGCUUUUAUUAGGGCCUGUGGAGGCAUCUCCAUACCUCCAGAAGCGUGCGAAUGAGUGCAACCGCGAUAAUCUGUUCCGAUGUCUUAUAGACACAAGAUACACUGUUCAGGCGGUUGCUUACUGUAGCGGUCUCUCACCAUUUACAACAACGGUGAAGACAGUCACGGCGACGUCCACCCGAGCGAUUACGACCAUCGUUGGACGGACUGAGACAAACACUAUCACGUCUACCACCACGGUAUUUACAACUACGGUGCCCGUUGCUACCGAGACCAUUACUCGUCUUGCCCCCACAAAACGUGAUGUUGAGGAGCGUGCAGCUGCGCCUGCUUCACCACCGAAAUGCGUAACAUCCGGGACUUCAUACCCGGCAUCUCGCAUCACUUCAGCCUGCUCGUGCAUCGGAGUGCCGGCUCGUACCGUCUCGGCGACGGCAACGAUCUCCACGAGGACUGUUACAGAGAAAUCUACAGUAACAGUCACAAUAACAGCAGCUGCGACCUCAUGGGUCACCGUCUCAACUGCGACGACAGCCGGAACGGUGACUGUGACGGUUGAGCCGCCCCCGGCAGUGACCACCAAUCUCUUGGUGAAUGGCGACUUCGAAACAGCCGGAAGUCCUCCUCGCGGGUGGGAGAUUGUCUCAUCUUCAGCCACUGUCGCGUUGGCCACGAGACAGUACGGCUCGAGAAGCACCGCCCUCAUGCUCAAUCCCGCUAUCGGAGGUGUAGAGCCGGUCGCAAUGGUGCGGCAGUUGUUCUCCGUGCCGAUAGAGGGGUUUUAUGUCGUCUCUUUUGAUUACAUUAUAAUACCCAAGACGCCGAGCCUUCCACUGGGCAACAAGAUUGAAAUGAAUAUCCUCACGGAGCACGACGAAAAGAUCCUAUCACCGGAAAAUAUCGUUUUGAUAUGGGACAGCACGAACAACCCGUACUGGCAAACGUACAGGUCGGGGCCGGUUAGCUUGCCGAGGGUGGGACACGUUGCUAUACAGUUCGACCUCUUCAACGCAGACGAAGACAUAAACCAUGGAGCGAACAUCCUUCUGGACAACGUCGAGAUUAAAAGCUUUGCCGAAACUACCUAG
This is a messenger RNA of Colletotrichum truncatum, 1119 nucleotides long. RefSeq lists its product as uncharacterized. Lineage: Eukaryota; Fungi; Ascomycota; Sordariomycetes; Glomerellales; Glomerellaceae. The record is from RefSeq and is a predicted model, not a curated record.